Molecule: messenger RNA, 1627 nt
Organism: Lactuca sativa (garden lettuce)
Lineage: Eukaryota; Viridiplantae; Streptophyta; Magnoliopsida; Asterales; Asteraceae
Gene: SOG1
Product: NAC (No Apical Meristem) domain transcriptional regulator superfamily protein
Biological process (GO): regulation of DNA-templated transcription
Cellular component (GO): nucleus
Molecular function (GO): transcription cis-regulatory region binding; DNA-binding transcription factor activity
Source: RefSeq, a predicted model, not a curated record
AAGAAAAGUCAUUGUUCAGUACAAACCCUCGGUCCACGCACAGUCAAACCAAGAGAAGCACUACUUUGUAAAGAGAGAGGGAGGGAGGUGUGUGUGUGUGUGCUGAAGAUCGAUGGUGCCCUAAAGCUCUUUCACACCAAUCAUUCAUCACCAUGGCUGGACCAUCAUGGUUAGUUGAUAGCAACCGAAUUGCAUCAAAGAUUAGAAGUGCUUCAAGUACAUGUGAUCCUGAACAUAUCAAAUGGAAAAGCAACCCCACAAAAACAUGCCCUAAUUGCCACCAUAUUGUCGACAAUAGUGAUGUUAAUCAAGAAUGGCCCGGGUUGCCCCGUGGGGUGAAAUUUGACCCGUUGGAUCAUGAAAUUAUUUGGCAUUUACUUGCAAAAAGUGGUGUCCAUGGUUUUGUCCCUCACCCUUUUAUUAAUGAGUUUAUUCCAACUGUUGAGGAAGAUGAUGGAAUCUGUUACACUCAUCCUCAAAAAUUGCCAGGAGUUCAACAAGAUGGAAGUGUAUCUCACUUCUUCCACAGAGCAAUCAAAGCCUACCAAACAGGAACCCGAAAGCGUCGCAAAAUCCAUGGUGAUGAUUUUGGAGAUUUUCGUUGGCAUAAAACAGGAAGAACAAAACCAGUUAUUUUAGAUAACAUUCAACGUGGGUGUAAAAAAAUUAUGGUUCUUUAUAUCAGCCCAAUAAAAGGUGGAAAAGCUGAAAAAACAAAUUGGGUAAUGCAUCAGUAUCAUUUGGGAACAGGGGAAGAUGAGAAAGAAGGAGAUUAUGUCAUCUCAAAAGUCUUUUAUCAACAACAAUCACAAUCACAAUCAAAAAAUAAUGGAAAAGAUGAUGAUGUCAUCCUUGAAGAAGUCAACCCCCCAAUUGUUAAAGUUGACCCUGUGACACCUAAAUGUGUUACCCCCGAGCCCCCUCGUGCUGAAAGGCGGGUCCCGGAUACGGGUCUUGGACAUGGGCCCACUGAAAUUUAUGCGGAUUUUGCUCAGCAUGAGAUGGAAGCCAUUGAUGAAGCUGAGGAUGAAACUUCUUGCAUGAACCUUAUUGAUCAUAAUGAUGAAGUUGAAGUAGUAGAAGUAGAAGAUCAUCAUGUUCAUGAACAACAAAUAGAGGGUAAUGAUGAAGGUCAAGAAGCAAAAUGGUGGGAUAGUGAGUCACAGUAUUUGUUGGAUUCACAACAACUUGUUGAAGGACUUUCUUUGUGUGAUGAGUUUCUUCAAAGUCAACCUGAGAAUCAAGAGUCAAAGGGUAAACCCCGUCUUUCUGACUAUGCUCAUUUAGGAUCUGAAAAUUUAAAGAAAGAUUUGGAAGAGUGUCAAGGAUUGAUCAUGGAUCCUGCAAAUUUGGAACUCGAUACACCACCUGAUUUUCGCCUCAGCCAGCUUGAAUUUGGAUCACAGGAAAGUUUUCUUGCAUGGGGAGGCUGCAAAUGAGGUUUAUGGGUUGAUGAACAUCUUUUAUUUCAUCCAAGAUGUGCAAACUUUAUAUUUUGCAUAUCGUUUUGUGAAAACUAAAUUUGGAUGAUGUGAGAUGUGAAUGACUUUAUCUUUUGGAAGCAACUGUUUAUAUGUAUUUGGUGUAUGUACUUUUUUAAUCUAAACUUCCGGUUUUGAAACAACAA